UUCUAACGACCAGUAUAGUUUCAGCGGCAGCACUGAACACAACGGUUUUCUUAAUUAUUCACUGCGCUAAUUAUAGUUUCUUAUAAAAUACUUAAGGAUAUUCGAAAUCUAAUUAACAAUGACGUCUGAUAUAAUUAUAAAAAUUCGCGCCUGGCUGGUGGUCACUCUCUUUACGUUAUUGAUGCCAGCCAUUCUCUUCUUUUCGAUGUUGAUAUAUUUCUACGAUAACUAUUUAAGAAACAAAGUGUGCAAAAAUAUUGCUGGCGAUGUGGCUGUGGUCACCGGUGCAGCAGGUGGUCUGGGUAAAUGUAUUGCUAUAGAAUUAGCAGCUAGGGGAUGCCAUGUCGCUAUAUGUGAUAUCAAUUACGAUUUGGCUGUGACAACGGCAAAGGAAAUCGCCGAUAGAUAUGGCGUCAAGGCAAAAGCCUAUAAGGUGGACGUUGCCAAUUACGAUGAGGUUGUGGAACUUAAUGAGAAACUAACCAAUGACAUUGGCGCCGCCACUAUACUCGUGAAUAAUGCCGGGAUAAUGUUGCAUUCAAAUCAGUUGAAUCCCACAGUGGAAGAAAUCGAGUUGAUGGUUAAAGUCAAUUACUUGUCAAAUUACUGGACAAAUCGUGUGUUUCUGCCAAAUAUGAAGAAAGCCAAGAAAGGCAAUAUUGUGGCCAUUGGCUCAGUUUCUGGUCUAGUCACGCUUCCACAAUCUGAGCCAUAUUGCAGUGGAAAGACCGCUGUACGCACGCUAAUGCGUGUCUUAAGAGCGGAGCUGAAAUUAAGCAAUAUUAAGGGCAUUGGCGUGACCUCAGUGUUUCCCGCAUUUCUGACAACUCAUGCCGGAGUGGAGAAGUUCGCUCGCGAUAGCGGUUAUGCCCGAAUGUAUCCGUUGUACACUGGCGAAGAGGCGGCGCAAAGAACCGUACGCGGUAUGCUGCGCGGUGAAGUGGAGAUUGCAAUGCCGGAAUUCUAUAUGAUUAUGUAUCGGUUUAUAUCUAUUUUGCCGUCAUGUGUCCAAGAUUGGUUGGCUUUCUGUCCAUCAUUUGCCAAAUCUACUUACUUCCGCGCAGUGGCAGCAAUAAAAACAAAAUGAAAUUGUUGUAUUUUUUUCAUAUUUUAUAAUUAUAGUCAAUUCCUUAAAAUAAAGAGUUUAGAAUAAACAUUGUAGACCAGUGGUGGUCAACCAA
Zeugodacus cucurbitae (melon fly) is the source of this 1181-nucleotide messenger RNA. Its product is annotated as short-chain dehydrogenase/reductase family 16C member 6. Gene Ontology annotation, cellular component: lipid droplet. Bases 119 to 1087 code for a protein of 322 amino acids. The transcript is spliced from 6 exons. NCBI's taxonomy places the organism in Eukaryota, Metazoa, Arthropoda, Insecta, Diptera, Tephritidae. The record is from RefSeq and is a predicted model, not a curated record. Gene Ontology annotation, molecular function: oxidoreductase activity, acting on the CH-OH group of donors, NAD or NADP as acceptor.